This is a messenger RNA of Cynoglossus semilaevis (tongue sole), 938 nucleotides long. RefSeq names its product PRKR interacting protein 1 (gene prkrip1). Gene Ontology annotation, cellular component: nucleolus. The transcript has a single exon. The coding region runs from base 141 to 719 and encodes 192 amino acids. Lineage: Eukaryota; Metazoa; Chordata; Actinopteri; Pleuronectiformes; Cynoglossidae. Gene Ontology annotation, molecular function: protein kinase inhibitor activity; double-stranded RNA binding; protein kinase binding. The record is from RefSeq and is a predicted model, not a curated record. Gene Ontology annotation, biological process: negative regulation of protein kinase activity.
UUAGCAUUAGUAAUAAUUACGAGGGGUUAGUUUGACACCUCAUAUUAAACACAAUUACGUUUUGUCCCUCCCACAACAAAGAAUUUAAGCAUUUCCGGUGCAUGGUAAACAAAAGGAAGUAAACGGCUUUGGUUUGAAAGAUGGCGGCGCACACGGAAAAGAACAACAAACAGGGAAAACCUGCAAAAAAGGAGGCUCAGCCUCUUAUAAUCGCCAAAACUCCGGCCGAGGAGCAGCGUCUCAAGCUGGAAAGGUUGAUGCGGAACCCCGAUAAGCUCGCUCCAAUCCCGGACAGACAGAGGGAGUGGAAGCCCCGGGCUCCCCCGGAGUUCGUACGCGAUGUGAUGGGCUCCAGUGCCGGGGCAGGCAGCGGAGAGUUUCACGUGUACCGACACCUCCGACGCAGAGAGUAUCAAAGGCAAGAAUUUCUGGACAAAAUGUCAGAGCAUCAAGACAAGGACGAGCACUACCUGGAUAAGGUGGAACAAAACAAACAGGAGGCCGAGGAGAGAACGGCAAAGCGCCGGAAGAAGAGAGAGAAGCUGAAGCAGAAGAAAAUGAUGGCCAAGAAAGCCAAACAGGAAAGUAUCAAGAAGGAAGACGAAGCCGAGAAGAGCUCGGAAAGCAGUGAAGAGGAGAAGAAAGAAGAAGAGGAGCAGGAGGAGAGAGAAGCUGACGAUGACGCAGAGGCACCGAGCUUCAUCAUGGGGAAGAAAUGACGCUGUUAUGCAGCGUGAGAGACUUAUUCCUAGCAUAAAGGCAAGGGAAUGGACACCUUUGCAUAAAACGCUGUAUACGAUGCAAAACAUUUGGUUUCUAUCUGAAAGACAUUGAUGUAGCCAUCUAAAUCACCUUUACUACGAUUAAAAAACUGCGACAUUUGCUUGUUGUAUUUUUUAAAUAAAAAAAACCCUCAUUUCAUGUGCAUACAUCUUAAA